Molecule: messenger RNA, 2314 nt
Organism: Papilio xuthus (Asian swallowtail)
Lineage: Eukaryota; Metazoa; Arthropoda; Insecta; Lepidoptera; Papilionidae
Product: UDP-glucuronosyltransferase 2B2-like
Exons: 4
Coding region: 54-1589 (511 amino acids)
Molecular function (GO): UDP-glycosyltransferase activity
Source: RefSeq, a predicted model, not a curated record
AUCCAGUUCACAUCAAGCCGGCGCGCGAGCGGACGACCGUUUACGAAGCGAAAAUGAAUCUCGUUUUAACCUUCCUAAUAAUUGUAAUAGUUAACAGUGCGAGUUGUUUAAACAUCCUUGGCAUCUUUCCGUAUCAGGGCAAGAGCCAUUUCUUCGUUCACAGAGUUUAUUUAAGAGAAUUGGCUAAACGAGGUCAUAAUGUUACAAUAAUAUCCCACUUCCCAGAAAAAGUGCCGCCGAAGAAUUAUCAUGAUAUAAGUUUAGCGGGGAGUAUAAAGAUAUUAGAAGAUGAUAUGCCGGUACAUAGGUCUUACAUGACCGUUCUACAAGUUGGUGUGUUUUUGACUACAAGUGGAAAAGAAAACUGCGAAGUUAUGUUAGCAAAUAAAGAUGUACAAAACAUGAUUAAACAAAAACCGAAGUACGAUGUUGUCGUUGUUGAAGUUUUUAAUAGUGAUUGUGCUUUGGGAAUAGCUUACAAAUUAAAUGCACCCGUUGUGGGUAUAACGUCUCAUAUAUUGAUGCCUUGGCACUAUAGUAGGUUAGGUAUACCGUAUAAUCCUUCGUACGUGUCGUUCCAUUUCCUCGAAGGUGGAACUAAGCCGACGUUUGUACAAAGACUAGAAAGAGUUAUCUUCGACACGUAUUUCAAAACGCUUUACUAUUUUGUGUCACAAAGAAACGAUCAAAACACACUCGCAAGAUACUUCGAUGAUAUACCUCCUUUAGAAGAUUUAGCUCGGGAAAUGAAAUUCUUACUGUUAUAUCAUAAUUUCAUACUCACCGGAUCUAAAUUGUUCCCCGCUAAUGUAAUAGAAGUCGGUGGUUAUCAUGUACAAGAAUCUAAGCUGUUAACAGGUGAUUUAAAAAAGUUCUUCGACGCCGCUGAACAUGGUGUGAUAUACAUAAGUUUUGGAUCAGUUAUUAAAAGUUCUACAAUGCCUCGCGACAAACUCGAAGCGGUGUUGGGAGCUGUGAAGGAAUUGCCGCAGAGAUUCGUCUGGAAGUGGGAGGAUAAAACUUUGCUCGUCGAUAAAAAUAAACUCUAUCUAGCUGAUUGGCUGCCCCAAGUCGAUAUUUUGGGUCAUCCAAAAACAGUGGCUUUCCUAUCACAUGGUGGUAUGGGAGGGACAACAGAAGCGAUUCACUUCGGCGUACCAGUUGUAGCAAUGCCGGUCUUCGGUGACCAACCGUCUAAUGCCGCGGCGGUAGAAGAGAGCGGUCUAGGAGUGCAACUGCAAGUCAGGGACUUGACUAAAGAAAAUCUUAUUGCUGCUUUCAAAAAAGUUUUGGAUCCAAAAUUUCGCUCCAACGUUAAACUAUUGUCAAAAGCUUGGCACGAUCGUCCGAUGGCACCGUUGGAUACGGCGAUAUAUUGGACAGAGUUCGCGGCGCGGUAUUCAAACUUCACGUAUAGGACAGCAGCAGCCGACGUGCCUUUGUAUCAAUACCUCAAUCUCGACAUCGUUCUGGUGUUCACUGCAUUACUAAUAUUACUACUGGCCACUUUGAAAGCUAUAGUAUCUCUUUGCUGUGGUAGUAAGAGAAAAGAGGUUCCGAGUAAAAAGGUUAAACGUAAGAAAAAUUAAUUUAAAAGAAAAAUGUUAAAAUAGAACAACGCCGGUUAAUACGUUAAAAUAAAUUAUAAAAGACAAUGAAAACUUUAAGAUUAGAAUUCCUAUCCUAUAAUGUAAUAAAUUAAGUUAAAUUAAAUUAAUUAUUUUAUAUUGACCAAACCACAUUUGCUGCAUAUAUUUAUAACGACAAGUGGAGUGUGUGGGGGAAUAAAAUACUGCAACAACAAUAAAAUAUAAUUUUGUACAUUAAAAAAUGUUUUACUUUUAGACCAUUGAACAGUCCAAGGUUUUUUUUAAUUAUAUGGUAAAUCCUUAGUUCGUUUGUGAUCUAUGGAGUUGCAUAAAUCAUUUGAAAAGCAGUUUGUUGCGGAAUAUGUAGGUAUGAAUUCUUUUACACAAUUGAAAAACUAGUAUUUAUUAUAUUAAUAGCUCUUCGAUUUUUGUAACAGCUCUUCGCAUCGAAACCUAAAAAUAUAAACAAAAAUUGAAUAACGCCUUUUUCUAGCGACUUCACAAAGUUAAAAACACAGGCCUUCAAGAAGGAAAGUUGCUAAGUAACCUUCUUAUUUUUGACAUUUAUGUACUGUCAACCUAUAUUUUUUUACUGAAAUCGUAGAUAAUUCUAAAAAAAAUAUGUAAAAAAGCUAACCGAAAUAUUUCAUAAUAAAUAUGUGUCUCACAGAAACAUGUUAUUGGUGGAAACUUAAAUAUCAAAAUGCAAUAUGAACACAAAAAAA